AUGCCAGAGAAGCAAAUUCUUAACAAAGGACCCGCAGUUAUCCAAUGGGUGUCAUCAAAAAGCGGUGCAUCCCCAAGACGAGACUAUAUCCCAAACAGAAUUCGAAUGGGAAACGGAGUUGAACUUCCUUUUAUUGGACUUGGAACGAGUAGCGUGGAGAAUUCUAACGAAGCAACAGAAUAUUCCAUUCGAACAGCUCUGGAUCUUGGGUACACUCACAUUGACGUGACGCCGGGAACUCAUAAGAUAGUUGGAGAUGUACUCAAAGAAUACAUGGAUUCCGGAAAAUUGACUCGCCAAGAUUUUUUUAUUACAACUAAACUUCCAUGCAUCAGUCACAGCCGUGCCAACGUUGCUACCGCAUUGAACAGCCAAUUGAAGUAUCUCCAAUUAGACUAUGUUGAUUUGUUUCUGGUUCAAAGUCCAUGUGGAAUUACGAUCCGCCAAACAGCACAAGGUCGAAAUAAAUUUGAACCAACGAAUUAUUCUCUUCCGGAAACUUGGAAAGGAAUGGAAGAUGUAGAAGUUCAUCUUCACUGGCCUCAGAAAGAUUUAGUUGUUCUCUGUCAAUCUCUCAACGUAUCUCUCACUGCGUAUGCCCCACUUGGAAGUCCUGGACUGCAACAAACAAUUGAUCAACGAGGAGACACUUCUCCUCUGGACGAACCAUUGGUUAUUUAUCUCGCCCAAAAGUACAAAAAGUCGCCUGCCCAAAUUCUAUUGAAACAAUUGACGCAAAGAAACAUAGUUGUAAUCCCAAGAAGUGUCAAUGCUCAACACUUGAGAGAAAACUUGGAUAGUUUGAAUUUCACAAUCAGUGACAACGAUAUGGAAGCACUGGCAAACGUGAGGUCUCGUGGCCGAAUCUACACUUAUACGUCAAGACGUAACCAUCCAGAAUACCCGUUCAAUGAGAACGAUGACGAGUAG
Messenger RNA from Caenorhabditis remanei, 930 nucleotides. RefSeq lists its product as uncharacterized. The transcript has 7 exons. Gene Ontology annotation, molecular function: aldose reductase (NADPH) activity. NCBI's taxonomy places the organism in Eukaryota, Metazoa, Nematoda, Chromadorea, Rhabditida, Rhabditidae. Gene Ontology annotation, cellular component: cytosol. The coding region runs from base 1 to 930 and encodes 309 amino acids. The record is from RefSeq and is a predicted model, not a curated record.